GCCAUAGCUAAUGCAUGAAAAAAUGCAUGAAAAAGGGAAAAAUCAUGGAAACAUGUAACAUUACAUAAAAGCUACCAUAGGGAUCUGAAUACUGUCUGGUGCUUUAUCUCUGAUCGUGCUCAGAGCAAGACAUCACAGAAGAAAAUCCAACAGUCUUGACAAUUAUGGAACAAAUUCUUCACAUGGGAAUUUUCUUCCUAGCCCUCAUCUGUGAGAAGGCUUAUAUGAAUCCCAUAGCUAUGGCCAGAGCACGAGGUCCUGCCCCAAAUUCAGGACCAACAAUACAAGACUACUUGAACAGGCCAAGACCAACAUGGGAAGAAGUGAAAGAGCAACUAGAAAAGAAAAAGAAAGGAUCCAGGGCUUUGGCUGAGUUUGAAGAAAAGAUGAAUGAGAAUUGGAGGAAAGAACUGGAAAAACACAGGGAGAAAUUACUGGGUGGAAAUGAGAGUUCCUCCAAAAAAAAAGAGAAAAAGAAAAAGGAAAAGAAGAAAUCUAAUAGGUUGUCUUCAUCUUCCUCUUCUUCAUCAAGCUCUGAUUCUUCCAGCAGUUCAUCUGAUUCAGAAGAUGAGGAUAAAAAGCAAGGGAAGAAAAGAAGGAAAAAGAAGUAUCGCUCCUCACGGAAAUCUUCAGCAAGCACAACUUCAGAAUCUGAGUCAGACAGCAAGGUAAAUAUGCAGGAUAGCACAAAAAAGAAGAGGUCAAAGGAAGACUGUGAAAAAGAGAAGGAAGGUAAAAAUCAUCACAGGAAAAGGAAGAAAGCAGAUCGUGGUGAUGGACCUUUAUCAUCAGAAUCUGUGUCUGAAUCGGAUCAGACAGAGGAGGUGCAAGCGAAAAAGAAGAAAAGCAAUGAGGAAAAGGAGAAAACAGAUAAAACAAAAAAGAGAAAGAAGCACAAGAAACAUGGUAAAAAGAAGAAAAAGAAGUCUGCUGGUUCAAAUUCGGAUUCAGAAUAAUAUUUUAAAGCAACGUGAGACUAUCAACAGAAGUGCAAUGACUAAAGGAAACUUAAACUGUGAAAUGACAGCAAACUUUACCAAACUGCAUGAGUUUUCUUGUGUUUUAGAAAUAUUCCUAAUCUUUCAGUAGCCAUCCAGAUAUGCAGCUGUGCUGGGAAAGACCAUUGUUAUUGCCUGCUGCUUAAUACAUGAGGUACAACUUCUAUAAAAUUCCAGUAAGCAGUGUUAGAUGUUUGAGACAAGAUGAGAUGGUAGGCCAGCUGAAGUAUAAAAUAUUGGAAAAUAAGAGAGAUAAACUUUUUAGAUAGUUAAAAUAGUCUUUUAAAGCAUUAGUAAUAGUCUUUAUUUGUAAAUCAGGACAAAUUAAAUCCCAAGUUCAUCCUGCAGGUUAAUAUUAUGCAUAAACUACUACAAGCUGGUGUCUGCUAAUGGAAAAUUAACAAUAACAUUUAAAAGGCUGCCUUUGUAGAAAUGUGUAUCAUCUGCCCCAUUACCGUCUCCAUGCAUAUGUGAAAGGGAAUGCUACCAUUUUGGCUACCUGAACUGGGUGCCUUUCCCUUUGAUUCUUGCAAAUCUCUGCUGUUUUUAAUCCGUGCAUCUCUGCAUUCCUGGGAAGCUAGAGCUAUUGUCAGCAGCCUUUUCUGAAUAAGCAGUUUUGAGCUUCCGAGCAUGUGCUUCUGCAUUAAGCAAGAGCAAUGACAUUUUGCAGUAUAACUGACAGUCAAAACCUGAAGAUUUUACCUCUGCUUCUUUGAAAUGGCGAUAGACCUUUGCUAGUAAAUAUGCAUAUUUCAUUUAAUGUAAUUUUGGUUUAAUUGAAAACUUCUUGCAAACACUGGUAGCUUUCUUUGCAUUAUCUUUAGAAUUGUUUUGCAUGAUUUGUACCAUUUUUAAAUUAACAAAAUGCAGGUAAUCAUUUGUUGUAACCAGUUCUUUGAAUUACAUUUUACAUGCAGAGUUUCAUGUAUGUAUUUAGUUAUAGUUAAGUUCAUUGCUGUGUUUAAGUGCACACUUGCUGAAGUUAUUUAGCAUGUAAAAAGCAGGGUUUUGAUACUUUAACAGCUUCAUAUUGAAGCUGAUUUUACUCUAAGCAAGUUCAGUGGCAGAUCUGUUAUGUGACGUGUCUUGUUAGAUAAAAAAACUACUGCCAGAAUCUCAUUAAAGAUACUGUUUAAACAGUUUGUAUUUAUAUUUUUGUACUUGAGGGCUACAGAAUGUUGAUCUAAGUCAUAAAGCUGUUUUACUUUAGUUUAGUUGCUUUAGAUAACUGAAAAAAAGCUUUUUUAAAUUACAUGUGCACACAAGAAAACACAAGCAACCAUUUGAUUUUAGUUUACAUGAAAUUCUCACUCUAUCUUCCAUUGAAAUACUGGUUGCUGGGCCUUCUGUUAGUCUUUAACAAAUGCCCAUCCAUCCCAGGUAGUCAAAUACAGAUUUUUGAUCCACCCCUUCUUUCCAUUGCACAGGUGCUAACUUAGAACUUACCUCUAUUGCAUACAGAUGUUUCAAGUGUUUUGUUGCCAAGAAUUUCAAGACUUUUAAGACAUUAUUAGUCUGAAAACCCUAACUAAAAUCUGUGGGAGAAAGAUGAUUUCAUUCUGCCAUUGUACGGAGAAAUUGUCUUCAAGUUCUUGGGAAAAUACAGCCAUUCAGUUGCAGCAAUGUGCAUCUAAACAAUAGUAAUAUUUUCAUUGACUAUUUUAUACUCUUGGGCUUGAUGUUACCAAUUCUAAACACUUUUGUCGGUGAGGUUGAAAUAAAGGCAAGAUACAGUGAACAGGGGGGUUUGAUUUAGGGUUUGUGUUUAGUUUUGUUGGGGUUGUUUUCCUUUUAAGUUGUGGUGUUGCAGUUUUGGUAAAAGAACUUGUAAUGAACCAUAGCAUAAAUGCUCUGUCCUGUGUGAUACCUUAUUUGACUUUUACACAACCACCUGCCACAGAAAGAAAUAAAAAUGGAAAUGAGACCCAGUCUUCCAAAUACUUAA
Messenger RNA from Corvus hawaiiensis (hawaiian crow), 2943 nucleotides. It is a transcript of the gene FAM133B, whose product is annotated as family with sequence similarity 133 member B. The coding region runs from base 165 to 956 and encodes 263 amino acids. Lineage: Eukaryota; Metazoa; Chordata; Aves; Passeriformes; Corvidae. The transcript has 11 exons. The record is from RefSeq and is a predicted model, not a curated record.